Messenger RNA from Pteronotus mesoamericanus, 1308 nucleotides. Its product is annotated as gap junction alpha-3 protein-like. The record is from RefSeq and is a predicted model, not a curated record. Gene Ontology annotation, cellular component: connexin complex. Gene Ontology annotation, molecular function: gap junction channel activity. Lineage: Eukaryota; Metazoa; Chordata; Mammalia; Chiroptera; Mormoopidae. The transcript has a single exon. Gene Ontology annotation, biological process: cell-cell signaling.
AUGGGUGACUGGAGUCUUCUGGGGAGACUUUUAGAUGCUGCACAGGAGCGCUCCACGGUCAUUGGCAAGGUCUGGCUGACAGUCCUGUUCAUCUUCCGGAUCCUGUUGCUGGGUGCUGGGGUGGAGUCAGUGUGGGGAGAUGAGCAGUCAGGCUUCACCUGCAACACCCAGCAGCCAGGCUGUGAGAACGUCUGCUAUGACGAGGCCUUCCCCAUCUCCCACACCCGCUUCUGGGUGCUGCAGAUCAUCUUCGUGUCCACGCCCACCCUCAUCUACCUGGGGCAUGUGCUGCACAUUGUGCACAUGGAACAGAAGAAGAAAGAGCAGGAGGAAGAGCAGGUAAAAGGAGAGGGCGACCAGGUCCAGAGGAACAGUCUCCCAGGGCGGGACGACCAGGGAAAGGUCCACAUCGCCGGGGCCCUGCUCCGGACCUACGUCUUCAAUGUCAUCUUUAAGAUGCUGUUUGAAGUGGGCUUCAUUGUUGGACAGUACUUUCUCUAUGGCUUCCAGCUGAAGCCACUCUACCGCUGUGACAGGUGGCCCUGCCCCAACACAGUGGACUGUUUCAUCUCCAGGCCCACGGAGAAGACCAUCUUCAUCAUCUUCAUGCUGGUCGUGGCCUGCCUGUCCCUCCUACUCAACGUGCUGGAGAUAUACCACCUGGGCUGGAAGAAGCUUAAACAGGACGUGAAAAACCACUAUGGCCCCGACACUCCUGAUUCAAGGACGGGGACCCCAACAUUGGGAGAUGUGAUCCCACUCCCCUCCUGCUAGGCCACAGCCACUGGUACAGUAGGGUGCCCUCCUUACUACGCUCACUCUGCCUUUUCUCUGGGACAGGCAAUGGCCACAGCCUAUCCCGGGUCCCCUCCACCAGCAACAGACUUCAAUGUGGCCGCCCCAUCCCUGACACGGGGGAAGAGCCACCCUGACAAAUUGUGCGAUAGUAACCAUCACCUGCUAAUGACAGAGCAGAACUGGGCCAACCAGGAGACCGAGCGGCAGACUUCUGUGAGGAAGGUCUCCCCCCCUGCGUCCACAUCUUCCUCCUUUACCCCUCCAGGCCGCCCCCAGCCACCCCCUCAGCAGGGCAGAGCAGGCAGCAAAGAGUCUGUCCUGCUGGAGAAUGGGGACGGCAGCAGCGUGGGAGAGAGCAGACUGGAAGUGACUCCCGAUGAGGGGCAGCAGGCAGUGAUCACCGCUGUGGAGAUGCACAUGUCCCCGUUGCCCUCCACAGGCCCUAGACGGUCAAGCUGGGCCAGGAAGCCCAGUGGCAGUUGGGGCAGACCCAAUGACUUGGCCAUCUAG